Acanthopagrus latus (yellowfin seabream) is the source of this 1032-nucleotide messenger RNA. RefSeq names its product glycoprotein IX (platelet) (gene gp9). The transcript is spliced from 2 exons. The record is from RefSeq and is a predicted model, not a curated record. NCBI's taxonomy places the organism in Eukaryota, Metazoa, Chordata, Actinopteri, Spariformes, Sparidae. Bases 158 to 955 code for a protein of 265 amino acids.
ACGUCAGUUAUAAAACGGGGACACGGUGGGCUCAGUGGAACUUCUGAAACGCUCUAAAUGCUCGAACGCAACAUUGGAUUCAAACUCUGGAUAAAUAAUGACAUGUGAAGGAUGAGUGGCGACACAAGUGACUCCCAAGUCGGAUGACCUCAAAAGGAUGCUCUCCUGCAUAAGCUUGGCUGCUCUGCUUUUCCUGGCCUCAUCGAGUGCACUCUCUGCUGGCCAGCCCUGCCUGUGCUCAGCCCUCCUGCCUGCUGGCCUUAAAGUGAACUGCAGCUCCGUGAGCCUCAUGGAGCUGACUCAUCUGCCCUCAGACACCGUGGAGCUCCAUGUGCAGGACAACCGGCUCACCUCCGUGACCCCGGGCCUGUUUGACCGAUUCACUGCCCUGAAAAAGGUCUCCCUGUAUGGGAAUCCCUUCCAUUGUGACUGCAGGAUCCAGUAUCUGAGGAACUGGUUGCUGAAGAACCGGGCCAUGGUCUCCAGGGAGCCCACCUGUGCCAGCCCGGGCUCCGUGGCUCUGAGACCCAUCACUGAACUGAGUGACAACUUCUUUUCUUCCUGUGCUCCUACAGGCUGCGCUAAUGGGAUUUAUAACACCAUGAUGGGAGUGUUGCUCUGCUGCAUCAUUGUUCUGCUUCUGUGGAGUCUGAGACUGGCCAAAACAUCCACCAUCACCUUGUCCAUAGAUGAGAUACAGUCAGGCGUGGAGGCUGACUCUCUGCACAUACAGAGGCCCAAACGCAGGAGGAGGCUGCACACCGGGCUGUCAGAGGUCUCUGACUCCCUCGCUUAUCCAGAGGAUCUAGAAAAGCCAUUCCUAAACAUGGAGUUACUGCCGCAGGUGCUGGAUGUGCUGCACAAGAAGCACAAUAUAAAGAUAAACCUACCUGGGCGACGUCUUUCUCUACUACAGUGGAAUAGCAAAUAUACUACAAGUGACAAACAGAGCUGAGGUCAGUAAAAGGCAGCUCAACAGAUUUCUUUCUGUGGUUUUGUUUUGGGUUUUUUUCUUCCAAUAAAGUUGUUUUU